This is a messenger RNA of Xenopus tropicalis (tropical clawed frog), 7235 nucleotides long. It is a transcript of the gene tbc1d22a, whose product is annotated as TBC1 domain family member 22A. The transcript has 13 exons. NCBI's taxonomy places the organism in Eukaryota, Metazoa, Chordata, Amphibia, Anura, Pipidae. The record is from RefSeq and is a predicted model, not a curated record. Bases 161 to 1708 code for a protein of 515 amino acids. Gene Ontology annotation, molecular function: 14-3-3 protein binding.
GCUUUACAACCUGGUCAGAUAACCAAUGGCUGCACCGCUUGUUGCCUUGUUGGAACAUGGCGGCCCCCAUAACACGUAGCAGAAGCGGUUUCUGCUACGAAUAGCCUCUGAUCGCAGUUUCGUUUUUACUAUGGUGGGGAGUUUGUGAUGCAAAUGAAACAUGUCAAACGACGCAGGCAGAAAGCAGUUCUGGAGGAGGAAUGUUUCCAGAGUGCCGGGGAGUAUUCAACAUGUAUAUGGUGCUCAACACCCUCCUUUUGAUCCACAGCUUCAUGGCACCUUGACCAAAUCUGUUCUAAAGCAUCCCACAACACCUGUAAAGUUGAAAAAAACCACCACCUUCCAAGAAUUUGAAAGUAACACAAGCGAUGCCUGGGAUGUUGGAGAGGAUGAUGAUGAGUUAUUGGCAAUGGCUGCUGAAAAUUUAAAUUCAAAUGUAGUGAUGGAAACAGCAAAACAAGUCAUCCAGAAUCACACAAAGUUACAGGAACAGAGCAAACAUCAAGCUUCACAGCAGGAAGAGGAAUCUUUUGUUCUUGAUGAAACACAGUCUCUAAGCAGCCAUGAAAAUAAGAUUGGUAAAUCGGCCAGCGAAAGUUCAAUUCCAAAGAUAUCUGGGGAGAAACAUACUCUACAGAGACAGCAGUCUGUCCCUCAGCAGACAUCUAUACCAGUCAUGCUUAAGAUGGCAGACCAAGCGAUUUCAUGUGGCUCUGAGCUCAAUGAAAGAGAAGCAUUUCGGGUAGAGAAAUUUAAACAGCUGCUUGCUGGCCCAAAUACUGACCUUGAUGAAUUGCGGAAGUUGAGUUGGUCUGGUGUUCCGAAAUCUGUCAGAUCCAUAACGUGGAAGCUUCUCACAGGUUAUCUUCCAGCAAAUGUGGAGAGAAGGGAAAGCACAUUAAAAAGGAAGCAAAAAGAAUAUUUUGCCUUUAUCGAACAGUACUACAGUUCCAGGAAUGAUGACACCAAUCAGAGUACAUACAGACAGAUUCAUAUAGAUGUUCCCCGAAUGAGCCCAGAGAGCUUAAUACUUCAGCCAGUAGUUACUGAGGUUUUUGAAAGAAUUUUAUUUAUAUGGGCCAUUCGACAUCCAGCCAGUGGAUAUGUUCAGGGUAUUAAUGACCUUGUCACUCCUUUCUUUGUGGUCUUUCUUAGUGACUACAUAGAUGAAGAAGUAGAAGUGGAAAAUGCUGAUGUUUCCAGUCUGCCUGAGGAGGUGCUGCGGAACAUUGAAGCUGACAGUUACUGGUGCAUGAGCAAGUUGCUUGAUGGCAUUCAGGACAACUAUACGUUUGCACAGCCAGGAAUACAAAGAAAAGUAAAAAUGUUGGAAGAGCUGGUCAGCCGCAUUGAUGAUCAAGUACACAGUCACUUACAGCAGUAUGAGGUUGAAUAUCUACAAUUUGCUUUCCGUUGGAUGAACAAUCUUCUGAUGAGAGAACUACCCCUCCGGUGCACCAUCAGGCUAUGGGACACAUAUCAGUCUGAGCCCGAAGGCUUUUCCCACUUCCAUUUAUAUGUUUGUGCUGCCUUUCUUGUAAGAUGGAGGAAAGACAUUUUGGAAGAAAAGGAUUUUCAUGGGUUAUUGAUCUUUUUACAGAAUCUGCCAACUGAACAUUGGAAGGAUGAAGACAUGAGUGUUCUUUUAGCUGAAGCCUACAGACUCAAGUUUGCCUUUGCCGAUGCACCAAAUCACUACAAGAAAUAACACUUGCUACAUGGAGACUCAAUCUCUUAAUCUUGUUCUUUAUUCUUUUAUAUAAGCAUUUAUAUUAGCUUAAAGGGAAAGUAUAACCAAACUAAUUCUGGGUUUUAAGCAAACAAAUGAUUUCCCACAUUCAUGGUUGUUAUCAGUUUCUUGUUUUUAUGAAUAAAAUUAAUAUGAUUUGCCCUCAGUAGGUAUUUGAAACAUGUAAUCCCAGAACCCACAAUCCUUACUUGUACUGGGCAUUUCCAAGUGUUUCAAAUUGAAUUCUUGCUUUAACCCUGCAUAUAUAGUGAGUCUGAGGCACUGGCUCUAAAGUACUAUAGUGCCAACACCAUAGAUUAUAGGUGGCAAUGUCAUAAAACUACACACAUCCAAAGGGUUUCAGAAGAAAACAUGACUAAAAAAAAUGAUUGUCUUGUACUUAAGACCCAUUCUCCCUCUUCUGUUUCUUUAUAUCCAUGCCUACAUUAUUUAUUUGGCAAUCUAUUUUUUUUAAUUGAAUGCAAAAGUUGAAUGACUUAAGUCAGCUUUUAUAUGUUUACAUAUUAAACAUGAGGGAGGUUAUCAUACUCCCCCUCCAACAAGAAAACUUAAAAGGGUCAAUAUAAUCUCACUUCCUCUAAGUAGUAGUCUAUCGGUUUAGAAUAAAACGCAAGCAGAAUAAUGAAAGCAUCCAUUCAUUAUGCACAUAGGGGCAGUUUUAUCAAAGUGUGAAAUUAGAGCUCACACAACUCUCUGUUCAUUCCUAUGGGAUUUUUGGAAUGUUUAGGUUUUUGUAGAAGCAUAUUUAUCAGAUUGUGAACUCUAACUUUGGGCCAUUGACAAGUAUACCUCAAAAAAUCAAAUAGAAAUGAGUAUAAAGUGGGUGAGGUUUUUUUUUUUUUUUUUGCAGAAUCUUUAAUUUUACCCAUUGAUAAAUCUGCCUCAUAGAUUUGAAUACAUUUAAAAACAUGCCUAAAUUUGUGAAUAUGUAGAAACCCAGGGUCAUCAAACAAUAUUUAUCUGUUUCCCCCUGUUCUAGAACUAGUAGCUGUUAGUAAUCGUUAUCACUUUAUUGCUGGCAGGCACUGCAUAGGCUUAUGUUAAAUAUAUAUACACACCUGUACUGUACAUUAAAUGGUGAGCAAGGAUUUCUGUGCCUCCAAAGAAAAAUACUAUGGUGAUGGUGGAAAAGUCAUAUCAACCUGCUUCUUGCACUUAAAACUAUAGAUGGUGUUAUUAAAUUACAAUUUAGAUUUUUUAAUAGAAGUUUAUUAAAUGUAAUUUUGCCUUCACUACAAUUAUUUGCCUUGCCUUAUUGCUUAACUGUACUUUACAGAUAAUACAUUUGUAGAUUUAAACCACAAAAGCCAUUUUCUUGCUCAGUAUAAUGGCACCAGUUGUUUUGCAAAAAUGCUAAGCAUUAAGAUAGUACAUAAUAUGGUAAACAUUGUUAUGGAAAAUCUGUAACUGUAAUGAUGAGUCAAACCUGAUUUCUGCAAACUAAAAGUGAUCUAUCAUCCAACACAUUUAAAUAAUCUUUGUAAAGAGGACAUAAUAGGCUUAAAUGACAGCUUAUUUAUCAACUUUAGAAUAUGGUUUACUAUAUUGACUAUGCUCUGCUGUUUAUGCACAGCCUGACGGCAGGUGGCAUUUAAACAUUUUAUAGAUUUGAUAUUCAUUUUGUACACACAACAGUGGAAUUUUUUAAAAAACGUUUUCUUUAUUCACUGCUGGGAUUUUGAUGGCCAAUAUUUGAUAUAAGAAAGAUGAAUUCGAACCCUUCAGUAAGACAAAUAGAAAAUGUCAUACAUACAUACACAGUUCUUGAGUACUGGGUACAAAGGAGGUUUGCAAUGCGGGGAGAAAAACAGAGGGAGAUAAUAAGUAUAUGCAAUUGUCAUUGUUGGGAAGCUUUUAAGUUGGCAAAGCUGCUUCAAAAGUCUAGAGACAUACUGAGAGACAUCUACUUAUGAUUAAAAAAAAAAAACUAUAAUUUUUCAUAGGAUUCCAAUGUAAUUUCAUCUGAUAAAGGUUGGUUUAAAUUCUGUACGUAAAAUUGCAUCAGUGUCAAAAAGGCCUUUACUUUAUUCCCAUGCCCCUCCACUGUGUAAAUUCUCCAGGGAACACAAAAUAUAGCAUGUGUUCCAGUACCACAAAGAGAGCCCUGUACUUCAUACCUGACCAUUGGUUAGUGUAAAGUACCAGGUUCUAUUGUGCCUUUGUAUGUUCUGUAUCAUGCCUUGCCUGGCAUAAGAUGCAAGUAAACCUAGGAGCAAUAAAUUAGUAUAUGCCAUUUUGACUUUUAACAUAUCUGUGCUAUUCCUCAUAUAUCAGUCUUACUGUAUAAUUUGAAGUAACCAGAUAUGCUUCUCAGUAUAUUAAUUUCCAUAAUCAAUUGACCCAUCAUGCUUAUUUGUUGUAGGAUCAUGGAAUGGAAUCCCUGUAGCUUUAAUCAGGGAUUCCAAUGAGCACCAUUACAUUCCAGGAAAGAUGUACUGCAGUUCUGCAUGCUCCUCACAAAACAUGAUUGUGAAAUGUAAUUUUUACAAAAUAAAUUCAAUGCAAUAGGCAUACAAAACACGUCUUGAUAAAUACAACAGUUAAUACCACUUUACAGUUGUCAGAACUGGCAAAGCUGUAAAUCAUGCCAAGAGUCAUGAUACCUUCUACUUACAAAAAAAUCAUUACACGAAAUAUAAUAAAUAUAAUAUUAUAUUUUACACCCACCCCGAAUUGCGCAUGUGCACCAAAGCAGACGUGAGGGGGGUGAAAGUGCAGGGGAGAGGUUGCCUAGGGCACCCUGUCAAUUUGGCCGCCCCUGGAUUGCUUUGAACAGUCAAACAACGUCUGUCUAUAGAGUGUACCCUGUGCUGCUCAGCAGUAGUGUCUCCAUGACACCCCCAUGAGUUUUGUAUACAGGGAGAAAGCAUUAGGACAAUUAUUUUCUAUGCUGCAACAAUAAGGGGGAGAUAUUAAUGACAUUUUUUUUUCACUCAGAUUCUAUUGUGCUAAAACUUGUGGUUUUAAAAAGUGAAAGUUGUCCUAGGCAAAGUAAAGCCAAGUUUGUAAACAUUUGAGGUUUUUUAUUUGAAUGGGUUUUCCAUAUUAAGAAAUAACCAAGCAUUUAGCUCGAAAGGCUAAAUUGCAUUGCCAUUAGAAGGAAAAAAAAAUGAUUGUUUUGAGGUUACCUACUCACUAGUUGGAUGCAUGAUUCAGAAUAAAUCAUAUUAUAUAUAUAUAAACACAAUUUGCAUUACAGUUUUGGGUAAGCUUCAAAUUUCGAGCAAGGCUCUAUAUAUUUUCUAGGGCUACAAUGCACUUCCAUUUACAAAUCCUAAUUAUACCAUCAUUAUAAGUUUAUUAACAAGGCAGAUAUAUGCACACUCAUCAUCAUGUCCCUUUUCCCAGUUGUGCUAACUGUCAUCAACCAUAGCUUCUCCCUGCCAAUCACACUACAAAAUUGCACAUUGUGGGACAUUUCAUAAUAAUACAAAUAGGUAGGGCGAACAAAAAUGGGAUUAGAAAAAACUAUAAAUAGAACAUGUACAAAAUGAAAAUAUAUAACAACAAGUCCUUAAAACUUCAGUAAUAUACCCCAUUAUAUAGUACUAUACUAAUAGAUGCAAUUAAAGAAACGUAGCCAAAGAUAGGGGAAAAAAUACACUACAAGCUACACUCAUUAAAAACAUCGCCAGUGGGAUGGUAUUUCGGGGAGAUUAGUCGCCCGCGAACAGGGAGAUUUGUUACGGGCGACUAAUCUCCCCGUGUGCCAGAUCCCUAAAGCUUGUCCUAAAAUAGGCUUGUCUGAAGCAAAUGGCAAUAUUGGUGCUUACGUUGCAUUGCUGCAUGAUUGUACCCUGUAUAAAAACUCUUUCAAGAUAAUCUAUUUUAUAAAACCUCCCUUUUUCUCGCAUGUUGCACCCAGUCCUUUUUAUAUUAUUUCUCCAAAAAAGUACAUGGAAGAAAACACAUACAUAUUUGGGCCACAUGUUUUAAUCUGUUAAUUACCAAACAAGGACAAAGAAUAUAGUCUGUAUCCCCUAAUGUACUUUUUAUAGCUAUUAUUUUAUGCUAGACUAGAAUUGGAAUGUUCUACAACAAACCUAUAUAAACAGACAUGCAUGAGGUAAAAGUACGUUCCCUGUACUAUAAUUAAAAUAUUCCCAUUGACUGGAAUGUGGAUUUGUAUGUGAAAGUGGCUUUUGCUUAUCAUUAAGCACAGCAUAUAACCAUAAUAUAAUGCAGCACAUGCUCUAUGUGACACUUUCAUUUUAUCCUAAAUAUUGUUAAAUAGUAAAUGCCAUGAUAGGUUGCCAGUUUCUCCAUUGCAUUAUACCUUAAUGUUAAGGGAAUUAAAAAAUGCUGGUUGCUGGGCUACACUGGUUGUAUUUCAACUAAAUGCAAUCACUGAAGACAUUCCAGCUGGAUUUUAUACACGUGUUCCCUAUUUUUCAUGUGAUCCGGUAACCUUACAGUGCCAGGAUAAAGUGCUAUUAGUCUCAGAAAUGGAUUCUAGCAGUUGGCAGUGAAUGCUAAGUGAGGAUGAAACAAGUGGCCUUGAUCUUUAACUUAGAAGCAAAUUCCAUGAAUUGCUACUUACUGGCGGCUUAUGGAGGUUCAUGCCAAAAGGUACAAGUCUAGUUUUUUUAGAGCACCAAUUUCCUGACACCCAGGCACAUCCCCCCAGAGUUAAUUAAAUUGGCUCCCAAAUGAGUGUAAUAGUCUUUCUUCCAAUAAAAUGAUUUGAAUUGUUGAACUGCAUUACUCAUCACUUUUGGGGGACUUAUUUUCAUCUUUACAUGAUGCUUGGUGAAAAAUAAUGAAAGGAAUUUAAUCCUAAAUGUGUAGCUGUCAGCAGAUAUAACGUUUACGUCUUAUUAAAGGAGAAAAUAUAAACAGCAUCAUUAAGUACCUCCUUUUAACAAAACCAAUUCAGUUUGUACUCAGGAUGCAGCAGUGAAGAAAAUAAAAAUACAUAUCCUUUGCUUAAAUUUUUCCUUACUAUAUUUUGUAUAGGAGACAUUUUUAUAAGAAUCAUAAGUAUAAUAAAAAAAAAGGCUACACUAAUUUUAAACUCAAGCCUAAAUUACAUUACCACCAUUUUGGCUUUAUUUAUUUAUAUCAUUAUUUAAAUGUGUGGGUAAUCUAAAAUUAGAUAGCAGGGUUGUUUUAUAUUCUGCAAUAUGUAAAGAGCAAUUAUGUACAGUAUAUAAAUAUAUUCUGUAACUUUUGGGAUACGUAAUAAAAUCAGAAGUGUAUCAUUUAAGAGCUAUUUUAUACUUAUCUGAACUUUGUAUUAUAUAAUAUUUUAUUAGUGAUAUGACAAAGCAAUGCUUAUGGGGCCGCAGUUCUGUAAAGUACUGUAAAGCAAUGCAUAAUGUGUUUUAUAGUGACAUGCUCAUGGAGAUUCAGUAACUUGGUACAUUCUUUGUAAAUGUAAAACAAACUGUUUAACUUGAAGCCACAACCAAACUGAGCUGGUGGUUAAUGCUAAAUUAACUUACUGAACUAUAUAUAUACAUAAUAAAUAUUUCAUAAAUUCAAA